This is a messenger RNA of Chelonoidis abingdonii (Abingdon island giant tortoise), 4406 nucleotides long. The record is from RefSeq and is a predicted model, not a curated record. Lineage: Eukaryota; Metazoa; Chordata; Testudines; Testudinidae.
UCCCACCCGGGAGCUGGCGGUAGCGCGCAGGCUUCCCGAGAAGGGAAGGUGGGUGGUAGCGCCCGGGAUGGGGGCGGCUGCGACGGUCACUUGAGCCUCUUUCCACCCCCGCCGCGAAUGGAGUCUUCCUCCCGCAGGUGUAGCGCUGUGGGGAGCCGGGCGGCCCGCUGAGACGUGCCCACCCGGGAGCGGGGCCGCUGGUCCCCCGAGAGCUCCCAAUGCCCAAGGAAAAGCAGGGAAUAGAUAUCAAGAAGGAAUCCUAAUGUACCCAUGUGGUGAUGCACUAUUUUGGACCCAGAAAACUAUCUUUUAUGAGGGCUACAAAGAAAUUGGCCCAUCUGUGAAUACCAGGUUCAGAGGCUGUAGCCAUGAAUAAUAAAGGCUUUCGACGAGGGAGUUUCCAGAGCAGCACAAGUGAUGAAGACAUGGUGGAGAUAGCAGGAAGAGCUCUGGAUUUCUCCAUCACAGAUGAUGAUCCCCCGCUGGAUAGAGAGAUGUUGGGAGGGUUCUCCUUAUACAAUGGAGGAGGGAUGAAUGGCACAAGCCAGAUGAUGGAUUUUCUGGAGGAACCUCUGCCUGGUGUGGGUACCUAUGAAGAUUUCAAUACUAUAGACUGGGUGAGAGAAAAGUCCAGAGACCGGGACAGGCACAGAGAGAUUGCUAGUAAAAGUAAAGAGUCAACAUGGGCCCUGAUUCAGAGCGUGAGCGAUGCCUUCUCUGGUUGGCUGUUGAUGCUCCUCAUAGGGCUGUUAGCAGGUUCUCUAGCUGGUCUGAUAGACAUCUCUGCCCACUGGAUGACAGAUUUGAAAGAAGGGCUGUGUCUGUCAGGCUUCUGGUUUAACCAUGAACACUGCUGCUGGAACUCCAAUGAGACAACUUUUGAGGAUAGGGAUAAGUGCCCAGAGUGGGAGAGCUGGUCACAACUUAUAAUUGGCCAUGGAGAGGGAGCAUUUGCGUACAUUCUCAAUUACUUCAUGUAUGUUCUCUGGGCCCUGGUAUUCUCUCUCCUUGCAGUGUUGCUGGUCAGGGGAUUUGCACCUUAUGCUUGUGGCUCCGGAAUCCCAGAGAUCAAAACGAUCUUGAGUGGUUUCAUCAUUAGAGGCUAUUUGGGCAAGUGGACCCUGAUAAUCAAAACUGUUACCUUGGUGUUGGCAGUAUCGUCUGGCUUGAGUUUGGGGAAAGAGGGCCCCUUGGUGCAUGUAGCUUGCUGUUGUGGAAACAUCCUGUGUCACCUUUUCACCAAAUACAGAAAAAAUGAGGCCAAGCGCAGAGAGGUUUUGUCAGCUGCUGCAGCCGCUGGUGUGUCCGUAGCUUUUGGUGCACCAAUUGGAGGGGUAUUGUUUAGUCUGGAAGAGGUGAGUUAUUAUUUUCCCCUCAAGACACUGUGGAGAUCUUUCUUUGCCGCCCUGGUAGCAGCUUUCACCCUGCGCUCCAUCAACCCUUUUGGAAAUAGCCGCCUGGUUCUGUUUUACGUGGAGUUUCACACACCUUGGCAUCUUCUGGAGCUUGUGCCAUUCAUCCUUUUGGGAAUCUUUGGUGGUCUUUGGGGAUCUUUCUUUAUUCGCAGCAACAUUGCCUGGUGCAGAAGACGUAAGACAACCAAGCUUGGCAAGUAUCCUGUGCUGGAGGUGCUUGUUGUGACUGCUGUCACGGCUGUUCUGGCUUUCCCCAAUGAGUAUACCCGUAUGAGCACCAGUGAGCUGAUUUCUGAGCUGUUCAAUGACUGUGGGCUUCUGGAUUUCUCCAAGCUCUGCGAGUACGUGAAUGACUUCAACAGCACCACAGGGGAUGUUCUGCCGGACCGAGCUGCUGGCCCAGGAGUCUACACAGCUAUGUGGCAGCUGGCUUUGGCCCUUAUCCUAAAAGUCUUCAUCACCAUAUUCACUUUUGGCAUGAAGGUCCCUUCGGGUCUCUUCAUUCCCAGCAUGGCAGUUGGUGCCAUAGUAGGCAGACUACUAGGUGUAGGAAUGGAGCAGCUGGCUUAUUAUCACCAUGACUGGACUAUCUUCAGUGGCUGGUGCAGUCAGGGGGCUGAUUGCAUCACUCCUGGCCUUUAUGCAAUGGUUGGUGCUGCAGCAUGUCUAGGUGGAGUAACCCGUAUGACUGUGUCGCUGGUGGUUAUUAUGUUUGAGCUUACUGGUGGACUGGAAUACAUUGUUCCUCUAAUGGCUGCAGCCAUGACUAGCAAGUGGGUGGCAGAUGCGAUUGGACGGGAGGGCAUCUAUGACGCCCAUAUUCGUCUCAAUGGCUACCCCUUCCUAGAAGCCAAGGAGGAGUUCUCGCACAAGACUCUCGCCAUGGAUGUAAUGAGGCCCCGUCGGAAUGACCCUGUUCUGACUGUCAUCACACAGGACAGUAUGACGGUAGAGGAUGUAGAGGCCAUAAUCAAUGAAACCACUUACAGCGGCUAUCCGGUGGUGGUGUCCCGGGAGUCCCAGAGGCUGGUCGGAUUUGUCCUCCGGCGAGAUCUCAUCAUUUCAAUUGGUAAGAGAACCAAGGUGGAAUGCAAUGUGGAUAAAAGCGUUGCAGUCAGAGACCUCUAAAUGUCACCAGUUACAACUUGUUAAAUAGUACUGUAGAUGUAGGCUUCAUUGAACGUUGCCAUUAUGCAAUUCCUGUGAUCAGGUCGUGUAACUUCCAUCACCCCAAGCCUUGGUGCGCAAAGUGCUAUUCAGUGUGUGGGUGUUUGACUAAAUCAAUGUAGCGAGAGCACUGCCAUGGAGAAUAAGGCUUUGGCCCAGCAGCAACUAAAAAUAUUUUAUUUUAUUGGCUGACUUAUUUUUGAAAGACACUUUCUGCACCAAAGCUUCAAUGUGGUUGGAGUAUUGUUGGUUCCGUGCGCUUAAAAACAAAACCUAAGAUGCACUUAAAAGAGUGGGUCAGUGUUUCAUCCACACGUAUCCAAAGCUGCUAACGCUGCCCACCAAGCAGCACUGAAGCAUGACACGCAACUAGCACAUUAGCCUUUCAACCUGUCCCUGGUGGAGUGGAGGUUGAUGGGAACCCCGUGACUUUAAUCCUCCAUCUGCGGGUUUGGCGCACCAUCACAAAUGGCCGUGGGUGUGGAUGAAACACUGACCCACUCUUUUAAGGCAGAGCAAAAACAUUCUCUUGAGCCCUCUAAUGUAGCUUGUAAUGAUGGACCCAGAUCUGUGUGAACCAGCCCUGUUCAUGCCUGUGUUAGUGAGACACUCUGUAGUGCACAAAAAAUGCUUACUGAUUUUGUGCAGGCUGUAUGCAGUACAGACUUCACUCGCUGGCUCUCAGUAUGGGAAUGCUUGCUCUUGAUAUGUAUCUUACUAAAUAUUUCAGCCAUUGACAAUGGGAGGGAAGGAAAUGCAGGAAAGGUACAUUACAGGUUAAUGAUUUCCUUCCUUGGGCCUGACUGCACUGCACUGGGAUACAACAUGGUCUCGUUUAGUCAGGCUUGUGCAGAGAUUUUCCAGUGGAGUAGUUCAUGCUUUCUGAAGAUGCACAAAAAAGAAUUUGUUCCCAGUGGUCUGCCUGAUCUGAUUGAUGAAUGUCUAAGCUGGGCACAAUUCUGAAUUCAGACUUCUAGAAGUCAGGUCAGCUGCUCUCCUUGUUGUUGUAGGCAAUAAUGAUAAUUAAAUGGUAUCCAGACAUUGUGGUAGGUAUGGCUAGUAUCAGAUUAGCCUGUUAUGGUUGGGAGGUGAAGUCUGCUACUCUCAUUAAAGUAAACUUUACAAAGGUGGAGAAGACCUUACCUGAGCCAUGUCUUCAACAACUGGGGCGAAUCUUCUCUCUAAUCAAGUGUACAUAGUGAUCCCUAUCUACUAAGUUGCUAUAAAAUAUUGUUCUCUGCUAAAUAUGAAAGAGACCUGAUCCAGUGGCCAGGUAAGGGCAUUGAACAUGUUGUAUACCCCCGUGUGCAUCAGUUUGCCCAUCUUAAAAAGUUCUUUCUAGAUGGGUAGAUUGAAGGUCCUUUUAUGACUAGUGCUACAUAAAGGCAAACUAUUAUCUCUCUCUUGCUUCUCCUGAGCAGCAGAUCUGUGCCUAGCACUGUACUCUAGUCAUGUCCAGAAAUGCUCUUCUAUAGGUGGGUUUCUUGGCAGCAACAAGGUGAUGCAGCUGAUCUGGCAGCACUAAAAGGUUAAUCCAAACUCUGUUGUGAAUGCCAUUUGGUGCUGAGCUGAAGUAGCAUUCAGGAGGGGGAUGAUUAUGAUGCCCCAGGGGCUGGGAUAUCUUCAGCUGAAGAAAAGGAGUUGUUGUCCAGUGUCAUCACCCCUUCCUCUCAGGCGGCUGGACAGAUGGCUUGGGAGAGAGCCUCUGCUAUUCCUGUGCUUGAGUAGAUGAAGGAAUGGUCCUGUAAAGCUCUGUGAAUGGGAACAGAGGGAGGAAAAAACUAUGCUUUAAAUGUCUUCCCUUUAUAACCCACAAUGUCUCUC